CACGCAGAAAUGGAGGUCUUUAGUUCCUUUCUGAGUCCGAAUCAAAAUUGGCCCAGGGCCUCUAGGUCCAACGACCAAUUUACAGGGAAUACAGCAGACUAAGGAAAGCGUUAGAGGACCCCAUGGGAUGCGGGCAGCAGAAUCUAAGCUGUGAGAAACCACAGGACAAACGACCUUGUUUCUUCAAAUAAAUUGCAACAGAGGGGAAGGGGAACCUAUAGGUUAGAAAUGAAUUUAGAGACAUAACCCAUGACAACCAGUGGAUUUUAUUUGGAUACUAAUUCAAGCAAACAUUGGGAGAAAAAGUAUGACGUUUAUAAGAAUUGGAAAUUUGAGCAAUGGAUAGUUGAUGAAACCCCUGGCACUCACCAAUUUAUUUGUCUCUUAUGAGUGUGACUACUCCAGGAACUUCAUAUUAUAUCUGGGUGCUGGCACCUAGCCACUCAUCUCCCAAUGAAGUACAUUCUGGUCACUGGAGGGGUCAUCUCAGGCAUUGGUAAAGGGAUCAUCGCGAGCAGCAUUGGAACGAUUCUCAAAUCAUGUGGACUCCGAGUCACUGCCAUCAAAAUUGACCCUUAUAUUAACAUCGAUGCAGGCACUUUUUCACCUUAUGAGCACGGUGAGGUAUUUGUCUUAAAUGAUGGUGGAGAAGUUGAUUUAGACCUUGGAAAUUAUGAACGGUUCUUGGAUAUUAACCUUUAUAGAGACAACAACAUCACCACUGGGAAGAUAUAUCAGCAUGUGAUCAAUAAAGAGAGGCGUGGUGAUUACCUGGGGAAAACAGUACAAGGUAUUCUUUUCCAUAAAGUUGUCCCUCACAUUACUGAUGCUGUCCAGGAGUGGGUUAUGAAUCAAGCUAUGGUGCCUGUGGAUGGUCAUAAGGAAGAGCCCCAAAUAUGCGUUAUUGAGUUGGGGGGCACCAUUGGAGACAUUGAAGGGAUGCCGUUUGUGGAAGCAUUCAGACAAUUCCAGUUUAAAGCAAAAAGAGAGAAUUUCUGCAAUAUCCAUGUUAGCCUAGUUCCACAGCCCAGUGCUACUGGAGAACAAAAAACCAAACCCACACAAAACAGUGUCCGUGCGCUGAGAGGGUUAGGCCUGUCUCCUGAUCUGAUUGUCUGCCGGAGUUCAACACCUAUUGAAAUGGCCGUGAAGGAAAAGAUUUCAAUGUUUUGUCAUGUGAACCCUGAACAGGUCAUAUGUAUCCAUGAUGUUUCUUCUACAUAUCGAGUACCUGUGCUUUUGGAGGAACAAGGCAUUGUCAAAUAUUUUAAAGAGAGAUUGGAUCUGCCCAUUGGUGAUUCUGCAAGUAAUUUGCUUUUCAAGUGGAGAAAUAUGGCUGACAGGUAUGAACGAUUGCAGAAAACGUGCUCCAUAGCCCUGGUUGGCAAAUACACCAAGCUCAGGGACUGCUACGCCUCUGUGUUCAAAGCCCUAGAACAUUCUGCGUUGGCCAUCAACCACAAGUUGAAUCUGAUGUACAUAGACUCCUUUGAUCUGGAGCAGACCACCGAAACCGAGGACCCGGUGAAAUUCCAUGAAGCUUGGCAGAAGCUAUGCAAAGCUGAUGGCGUUCUUGUGCCAGGAGGCUUCGGAAUCCGAGGAACGUUGGGAAAACUCCAGGCAAUCUCUUGGGCACGGACAAAGAAGAUCCCUUUCCUGGGGAUUUGCCUCGGGAUGCAACUAGCAGUGAUAGAGUUUGCAAGAAACUGCCUUAACUUGAAAGAUGCUGAUUCCACAGAAUUUGAGCCAAAUGCCCGUGUUCCUGUGGUGAUUGAUAUGCCCGAACACAACCCUGGCAAUUUGGGAGGAACAAUGAGACUGGGAAUCAGAAGAACUGUUUUCAAAACUGAAAAUUCAAUAUUAAGGAAACUUUAUGGUGAUGUUCCUUUUAUAGAAGAAAGGCACAGACAUCGGUAUGAGGUGAACCCAAGCCUGAUCAGUCAGUUUGAGCAGAAGGACUUAAGUUUUGUAGGUCAGGAUGUCGAUGGGGAGAGGAUGGAAAUCAUUGAACUGGCAAAUCACCCCUAUUUUGUUGGUGUCCAAUUCCAUCCUGAGUUUUCUUCUAGGCCGAUGAAGCCUUCCCCUCCAUACCUGGGACUAUUACUUGCGGCAACUGGGAACCUGCAUACCUACCUGCAAGAGGGCUGCAAACUGUCUCCUAGUGAUAGAUACAGCGAUGCCAGUGAUGACAGCUUUUCAGAGCCAAGAAUAGCUGAGUUGGAAAUUAGCUGAAACUAAUACAUGACCUGGAAUGAUCAGGACUUCCUGAGAGGGCUCUGAUGUAAUUGAAGCCAGGAUGAAUGAACUCUCUGAGGAAAUCACCAUACUCUUAAAGAUUUGCUCUGUUUUCCACCAAACAUGGAUGUAAAGCCUCAAAGGGGAUCUAAUUAUAGAUGAGCCAGAACCAAAGGGCUAGUUUCCGUUUCACUCCAGAGGCAGCCUUUGGUUCUCACAAAUUUCUGUAGCCAAUUAAACUUUUCCCAAUGACCUCA
Molecule: messenger RNA, 2492 nt
Organism: Prionailurus viverrinus (fishing cat)
Lineage: Eukaryota; Metazoa; Chordata; Mammalia; Carnivora; Felidae
Gene: CTPS2
Product: CTP synthase 2
Exons: 20
Coding region: 454-2232 (592 amino acids)
Biological process (GO): pyrimidine nucleobase biosynthetic process; CTP biosynthetic process
Cellular component (GO): cytoplasm; cytoophidium
Molecular function (GO): identical protein binding; CTP synthase activity
Source: RefSeq, a predicted model, not a curated record